Molecule: messenger RNA, 1188 nt
Organism: Saccharomycopsis crataegensis
Lineage: Eukaryota; Fungi; Ascomycota; Saccharomycetes; Ascoideales; Saccharomycopsidaceae
Exons: 2
Coding region: 1-1188 (395 amino acids)
Biological process (GO): proteasome-mediated ubiquitin-dependent protein catabolic process; positive regulation of proteolysis; protein quality control for misfolded or incompletely synthesized proteins
Cellular component (GO): cytoplasm
Molecular function (GO): ubiquitin protein ligase activity; protein-folding chaperone binding
Source: RefSeq, a predicted model, not a curated record
AUGGCACCGUUUGCAACCAACCUGACUGCUGAAAAGUUCAAAAAUGAAGGGAAUGAUCAUUUUCGUAAACAUGAUUACGAGAAAGCCAUAACUCUUUACGAUAAGGCAAUCAAACAAGACCCCAAUCAAGUGGCGUAUUACACCAAUCGAGCCACUGCAUUUUUCAAACUUCAUGAACAGAGAUACCCUAAUUUACAUUCAUGGUUCAAGACCUGGCUAACCACCCCUGAAUACGAACCAGACCAUGAGGAAUCUAAAGCUGAAGAGUCGACGAAGUUGUUGAAAUUGGUAUUACAAGACUCUCGCAAGGCGUUGAGUAUUGAUUGCAAGAACUUGAAAGCUUAUUAUUAUUUUGGGCUCGUGGCGUUCAUGUUUGGCAAACUUCAUGAGGCGUGGGGUAAAUUUGUCGAAUGUUAUCGUUUGGCAAUUGAGGCUCAGAGUCCAUCGUUGGUCGACGUGAUGAACUUUAUCUCAAAGCUUCGAGUCAAACUUUGCGGUAAUCGUAAAAACAUCUCGUUAAAAUCAGAAGGGAUAUCGCAAAGUUCAACGGGAUUGUCCAGGGGAAAAUUCGCCAAUUAUGAAAACCUUCAUUUUUUACUCAACAUUUCCAUCCAAUCAGAAUAUAAUGCCAAUUGCAAUAAUAUUAUCUCACAGUACGAUCAUAUAGAAGAUGACGAUUAUCAGAAAGCCAGCUUUAGACGUAACCCGAAGUUCCAAAAACAGAUAGAAGACCAGGCGAAACGGUAUCAUGAUAAGUUAAAAGAUGCCGACGAUUUGUUUAACUUUGUCAAGGAAGAAUUGAAUGGUAACAAUACUGGAAAAAGGUCUGAUUCUUCGGCCAUAGAUAGUAAGGAAAUUAAUGUUACAACUUCUGAUAAAUCAAAACAGACUAAUGGUAAUAAUAAAACAGAUGCCAAAAAGGAUGGAAAGCUUAAAGUGCGAUUAGAUGUUCCUCUCUAUGAAAUCCCCGAAUAUUUAAUUGACCCGGUAAAAUAUGGUAUGAUGACAGAUCCUGUGAUUACUAUUUAUGGUGAAAGUUAUGAAAGAAAGAAUCUUGUGGAGUUUGUCGCUAAGCAUCAUAUUGAUCCAGUGGUCAAGAAACCGUUAGAGUUGAACCAAAUAUACCCUAACAAAAGCUUGAAAUUGGCAAUCCAGAAGUUUGUUGAAGAGCAUAAAAUUGCAGAAUAA